AUGGGGGAAUGGUGCGUAUUUCACAGGAUUCUCGCGCGGUACAGCCGAUUAAAAAGCACGAGAGCAGCUAGAGAAACGAAAAGGGCCCUCCCCUACCCCAGCCGCCGUGGUGCACCCCGGACCCUCGCUCCUCUCCGUCUGGCGCGCUGCUGGGGGCGGGGCCAAAAGCGCGUACGCGGAUUGGCCGGGAGAAAGAGAGCACUGGCGGUGGAAUUCUGCGCGGGCUGGUUGUUGUGUCUGCUGCGCGCUAUGGCUGGUAAGGUCCUGGAAAAGGACGAGCUGCUGCGGAAGCUCAGGAACAACCGCCGCCGCUUCCAGAGGCACAUGCAGCAGCUGAUAGCAAAGUACAACAGGCCCUUCGAGGACGACCCGCUGGUGCAUAUGGCCACGCUGACUUACGAAACGCCCCAGGGAUUGAGAAUUUGGGGUGGAAGACUAAUAAAAGAAAGAAACAAAGGACAAAUCCAGGCCUUCACUGUGGUGUCCGGGAACAGGAUAGAUGGCUCCAUGCAAGCUACAGCCCAAGGUCAUGAGCUUCCCUCACACUGCUCGCAAGUCCCAAAAGCCGAUUCAGAAAACAGUGAUAGUGAUACAACUUUAAACCAGGAAGAUCCUGUUGCUUGGACCUUAACCCCUGCAGUGCCUCAAAGCCCUUUGAAAAAUGAGUUAAGACGGAAAUACUUGACCCAAGUGGAUAUACUGCUACAAGAUCCAGGGUAUUUUGAGCGUGUAGAUAACACAGCUGGAAAAGAUGCAUGCAUGACCCUGUUCCCUUCACUGGCCUCGCCUACCACAUCUGCCCCUGGAUCCUGUGGUAGUGUCUCCGGAAAGAGUCCUGGUGACCCAGCAAAACCAACUUCAUCUCCCAGAGAACGGGAUCCUUCGUGUCCUUCCUCAAUAGACAUGGCCAUAGUACCUAGAAAUGACAGUCUCUUAUUACCAGGGAUCAGUAGUAGCAGUUUGUUAAGCAGUGAGUCCUUUGAAGAUGAUGACAUUUGCAAUGUGACCAUUAGCGACUUGUACUCAGGCAUGCUACAUUCCAUGAGCCGGCUGUUAAGCGCGAAGCCAUCAAGUAUAAUCUCCACCAAAAUAUCCAUCUUGCAAAACUGGAACUCCAGGAGGAGGCACAGAUGUAGGAGCAGGAUGAACAACACAUAUUGCAAGAGAGGCAGACAUUAUCAGAGGAGCUCCAAGGAGAGAAUUUUACCCUGCUCUGAGCCUGUAAAAGACAUAAGAGCAUUAAGAGAUUACAAGAACUUACUAGAUGUUUCUUGCCAUAAGACAAGUUUAAAAUUGGAAAAUGUUUUUCCUGAAGUAAACAAACCACAAAUCCAUAAGUUAGAUCCAAGUUGGAAGGAGCUUAAAGUGAUGCCGCAGAAGUAUUCUUCAUCGACUUAUUUCAGCCCCAGUGUAAUGCAUAAUCUUGAUCAGGAAAAUAGACUUAUGAUGUUAAAAUGGUUGAUUUCUCCUGUAAAAAUAGGCUCCAGACCAAGAAUACUGCAGGGCCCUGGAGAGAAUCGUCAGAGGGAGAUUGAAAUCAGAUUUGACAAACUUCAUCAGAAAUAUUGCCUGAGUCCCAGGAACCACUCUCACCUGGCUGGUCCCCCAGACUCCAGGGCUCUGGAUGUGUACAGAGGGGGUCCUGGUGUCCCUCUGAGCUUAGAACGCCACAGGCUGAGUUUACCUUUGCGCAGAGGAAAAGCAAAGAGGUUAAGUGAGGUUUUUGAAAACCUGGGCAGUAGGUCUGUGAGUAAAUGCCUGCCAAAGAGUGAUUCCUUUUUGUCAGUUUCAGAGGCAGACCCCACACAAAACCCAGAUCACUCUCAGUGGACAUCUGGCCUUCAUUUUCAAGAAAACAAUUCUAGAGUAUUCAGAAAGUCAGUAUCACCCAGCAAAACUAUUUCAGUACCAAGGAUAGGACCUCUAGUCUGUGGAAGGAAUCAUUAUGAUGAAAUUAAAGAAAAAUUUGACAAGCUUCAUCAAAAGUAUUACCCCAGAUUGCCUCAGCAGACAAAGGCACCUGUAUGUAUUGAAGUGUCUCCAGAUGCAGCAAGUGUAGAAGUUCAGGAUCAAACAGAAGUCUCCUUAGGAAAAUUAAAUCCUGAUUCUCACUUCCAGAACUGCCAAAAGUUAUCACCACCCCUGGAGUACAUAAAAAGUCCACUAGGCUCACCUGCAAUUGAGGCUCAUUCAUCUAGGUGUGUUGCUUGUGCUACCAGAAGGGACCAUCAGUACCCUGCAAAAAGACGCAGGCUGUCAGACCCCCAGGGGUGUGGAUACCUGGCAAAUUCCCAAGAUGCCUCAAGUGGGGUGGACAGAGCCAUCCUCAGACCUGGAGAACAGGGCAGUUCUUCACAACCCAACUCAGAAGAGAAGAAGGUGUGUUUGUUUGUUGAAUGUGAGGAUUUAUGUGAGUGACUGCUCUGUGGGCAGAGGCUUUUUGUGAUGAGAACCUUUGUGCCACUUUUGAUGAAUCUCAGACUUCUUACAUGUUAAUUUUGCAAACAUUCUACCACACUCUUCCUUCCUCUAAAAUCAG
This is a messenger RNA of Carlito syrichta (Philippine tarsier), 2539 nucleotides long. It is a transcript of the gene HJURP, whose product is annotated as Holliday junction recognition protein. Gene Ontology annotation, cellular component: chromosome, centromeric region. Gene Ontology annotation, biological process: CENP-A containing chromatin assembly. NCBI's taxonomy places the organism in Eukaryota, Metazoa, Chordata, Mammalia, Primates, Tarsiidae. The coding region runs from base 1 to 2418 and encodes 805 amino acids. The record is from RefSeq and is a predicted model, not a curated record. Gene Ontology annotation, molecular function: histone binding. The transcript is spliced from 9 exons.